AAGCGUCUGUGUUCGAAUUUUAUUAAUUUUCGCGCGUUUAGCGAGAGCAUGCUCUGUUUUCAUAUUGGAUUAGUGUUUGUCUUUAUUGGAUGUAUUUGUUUGUGAGUGGUGCGGGGCGCGGCCGGAACCACGGCCGGUGGUGGGCCAGUGUGUUGUGACUUUUUGUGUCACUGUGAAAGUGAAGUGCAUCUAUCACAAAGGAUUACAGUGAUUAAUAUUGUUGGAACACACGUGAGAAUAAUUCUAUAGGUGGUUUUGCAGUAAGCGGAGCAAAAACAAACAAAAUGUCGGCCACGGCGACACGACACGUCAAAUCAUCCAACCCAGCCAACAUAUUAAUGUGCAAACAAUGGUGGAAAGUAUGCUGGAUGCACGGAGAUCAGGAGAAGUACUACAGACAACUCUAUGGCAGAAGAAAAUCGAAUAACAUAAACAACACGUUCAUUAACUUCGAUGCUAUGGACACCAAAAGACCCGGCGCUCAAAUAACAGAAUUAACAGACGAUUUUUUUGAAAACCCUCAAAUCGAACCGGCACCAGACGAAAAGACACUUCAAGAUAAUAAAAAGGAGUAUUUUGGUGCCGAAUCCGAACCUAUAUACGGAUUUGAUGCUUCAUGGCAGCGAGACCAAAGACGACAACCUAUAAAUUACGAAGAUUACAUGCACGCAGCAGAUCUAGACCAAAUCUUAGGUACAGGUAUAAAUGCUGAUAGCAUUAGAAGCAUGAUUGAAAACGGUCUACCUCAGAACAAUCAACUCAUAGACUCGAAAGAAGAGAUACAUAAAAACGGUAAUCUAGUUGGGAAGACUUCGAAAACCGUUUGUAGAACUAAGAAAGGGGCGUUAGUUACGGAAGAAACUCAGAUUUCUACUGAUGGUAAGACGUCAGCUAAUAUGAAAUUCCAAAGAUCAACGGUGAAAACGGGUCCGAAUAAAGUGAAGGAGACAUUGCAGCCUUUGAAAGAAGACAAAGUAUUGGAGAAGUACCAGAGGAAGAAAUGUAUCGGCGACAAGUUGACGACGACGACGACGACCACGGUGACGGUGAUGCAGACAUCCAUCACCUGCUGCAACGAACCGGUGUGCCGAAACUGCGUGGUGUCACCGACGGGCUCAUCCCCGCCCCCGCUACACGAGCAGCCGUCGUCCCCGCCGCCCCCCGCACCGUCAUCUCCAUCCCCGCAUCUACCCAUACUCCCAUCCCUGCCAUCCCCACAGCCGUCGCACAGCGGCUCAUCAGUGCCAAGCCAGUCCAACUCCCCGCACCCUUAUUCCUACCCCAAUUUCCGAAGAAGUCAAUACCCUGAGUAUUCGCAUUCGCACAGCGUUCCGCAACUUCCAGCUUACCAGUCCCCCCAAUCUCCCCAAUCUGCCAUGUCCCUCUCUCCCCAUCCCGUUCCACAGGGGAAACUCAGGGGGCUGUUGGAGCACGCAGAGAGACUGAUGAAGCCAGGAGACCCUCACAGACACUCUCAGAGCGACGAUGACUCAGGAUGCGCGCUUGAGGAAUAUACUUGGGUGCCGCCAGGAUUGAGGCCUGAACAGGUUCACCUAUACUUCUCAGCGCUUCCAGAAGACAAGGUGCCGUACGUGAACAGCGUGGGGGAGAGAUACCGCCUCAAGCAGCUGCUGCAGCAGCUACCGCCACAGGACAAUGAGGUCCGCUACUGCCACGCGCUGUCAGACGAGGAGCGCAAGGAAUUGCGGCUGUUCAGCGCGCAGAGGAAGCGGGAGGCGCUGGGGCGAGGGCAGGCGCGCCAGCUGCCUGCGCCGGCGCCGUGCGAGCGGUGUGAAGAAUCAAUGUCAGCGGGCGACAUGUGCGUAUCAGCCGCGCGGGCGGGGCCAGCGGCGCGCUGGCACCCCGGCUGCUUCGUGUGCUGCGCGUGCGCCGAGCUGCUAGUCGACCUGGUCUACUUCUGGAAAGAUGGACGCCUGUACUGUGGGAGACACCACGCUGAGACGCUCAAGCCUAGGUGCUCGGCUUGCGAUGAGAUUAUCCUGGCAGACGAGUGCACGGAGGCGGAGGGCCGCGCGUGGCACAUGAAGCACUUCGCAUGCGCCGAAUGCGCGCGGCAACUCGGUGGCCAGCGGUACAUCAUGAGAGAAGCGCGCCCAUACUGCCUACCCUGCUUCGACAACUGCUUCGCGGAGUACUGUGACGCCUGUGGAGAACCUGUUGGCGUUGAUCAGGGCCAGAUGUCGCAUGAAGGGCAACACUGGCACGCCACGGAACGCUGCUUCGCCUGUCACACCUGCCGCGCUAGCCUCUUAGGGAGACCUUUCUUGCCACGGAAAGGAGCGAUAUUCUGCUCCAUUGCCUGUUCCAAAGGCGAACCGCCAACGCCUUCCGACUCGUCAGGCCCGGGCCCCCGUCCCCCCCGAGUGCCGCGACCGCGGCGACCGCCGUCACCCAAAUCUCCCCCCAGAACGCCCCAGAGAGAACCCUCCCCGCACCAUAUAGACGCUGAUUCUGAACCCAGCGGGUCUCUAGCGCCGGAGUCGCCGCCGCCACACCCGCCGCCGCCGCCCCACGCGUGCCUCAGUCUAGACAGAGCGCUCGCGGAUCUCAGACUAGAGCAGUCCAUGACCGAACACCAAAUUCCACCAACACCAAACUCCGAAAUGAAAGAGGAAGCGUCUGAGGAAUGGAAGCCGCCGCAUCCUGUUGAAGCUCAAGCUGUCGUCACGCCUGGACAUUCGACGUCCAUGCCUGAAUUGACGCUAGUGGACGGAAAGCCGUCUCCGAAGCGGCCACGAGGAGGCCGGACGGUUAGAUUCUGCGGCGACGAUAAUGAAGCGUUUGAGCCUGAUGACCCUCCGAGGAGAGAGAAGCAGAGGGAGGAGGACGCGAGCAGCUACUGCAGCACGUGUUCGUCGUCGUCGUCGUCGGCGGAGUCGUACACACUGCCGACGCGGCGCGCGUACGGCGGAGUGAGGAUAUCGUACGUGCCCAACGACGCUGUGGCCUGCGCCAAGCGCGAGCGGCAACGCAAGAACGCGCAGAACGACAAGAACUGCAUCAUCUCGUGAUCCUGGGACUACAUAGUGCCUCCAAAUCCCUCCUACUGACACCAACCUCCGAUUCAAGACUGACUUCUGAUAGUUUAGCCCCGUAAAGCCAUAGUAUUGUAAGACUUAUGUAUUGUCUUCCUUCUUCUAGCUGGAACCAUGUCCUAUAUGUCUUGCCAAUGUCUGGAAACUUCAAAAACUUAAGCUUAUUUCACGCCUGUGUAUAUUUCAUGACAUAGUUUCUUCAGUUUGAUCAAAGUAAGCAAAAGCCACAUUGCCAAAUGCGUGUAACUUACAAAUAAUAGUAUCCCAGGUGUGUCGCUAACGUUAUUAUGACGUGCAGACGCCUCUUAUCUUUGUAACGUUUAUCCCUUCAAUGGGGUUUUUGACAAAUUUAUAUCCCAAAUUCGUGCUUAAUAACCACUAAAUGUGACUUUAUCCAUGCGACACCUUGGGGUGAUCGAUUUAAAAGGGUUGUGAAUUCGGCUUUGACAUAUUGCUAUUAUAAUAGAAUGUUAACGACCUACGUGUAAUAGGAGCUAUGAAAUCUAAUAAAUCAUCUGCCUGAUUGUAUCGUGUUAAGAACUUUUUAGAGAAAGUGAGAAGUGUAUGAUUGAUGUGUCAUAAAAAGAUGGUAUAAGUACCUAUUCCUAAUGAAAGUAUGUAAUGAAAGUCAUUUCAUCAAAGUUUCAAAAACAUUUAAGUGACUGCUGAUGAAUAAACUGCGACUAAAAAGUCAGCUUUAAUAUAUUAUUUCGGUUUUUUUUAUUCAUAUAUAAACUUGUAACAUAAUAUAUAGAAUGCUUUUGUAAAACGUAUGUAUAUGACCAUAUCGCAUUCAUGAAAUGAUAAUUUUAAGACAUAUCCCACUUUGCCACUAAUAAUUAAUUAGAAAUACUUAAGUAGAUUUAAAAGGAAAUGUAAAUUAACGAUAUAAGUACAAAAAAAUUGUAUUAUUUUGUAUUACAUUUUGUAUUCCGAAAAAAAGUGUUCAAAGUUUGUAAAUAAUGUUAUAAUAAUGACAAUUAUUAUUAGGUACGUAGAUUUAGGAUUGCCUUACGUAUUUAAAAGCCUGUGUAUUUUAUAAUAAUUAUUAAUAAUAAUAAGUAGAAUUAAAAUAAAAUGUAAUAACAUGUUUUUUUGUUCGUAAAAAUCUAAUUUUAUUAUUUUCGUUAGAAAUAUAAAUUGUACAAAUUAGUUUAGAAAAACAUAAUUUCAUAAGUUUUACGGUACAAUUUUCAAUAGUUUCGAUUACCAUACAAUAUUUAUAUUUUCUUGUUAAAAUUUAUUCUGUAUGACGUCAUUAAUUAAUCAUGAAAUCGAAUUCAAAACACACUUAGAGAGGUGGCCUUAAUAAUCACAGGAAUUUAGCCCCAGUCAACAUGUGUAAGCCUAAAAUAGUAAUAAUAAUUUUGUACAACACUGGCAACGAUUUGUUCAAAUGAAUGAAACCACUUUUGUAAGUUAUUUGUACUAAGAAAUGAAAUAAAAUGUUUUGGAAAUAA
This is a messenger RNA of Pectinophora gossypiella (pink bollworm), 4516 nucleotides long. It is a transcript of the gene esn, whose product is annotated as protein prickle-like. Gene Ontology annotation, molecular function: zinc ion binding. The record is from RefSeq and is a predicted model, not a curated record. The coding region runs from base 285 to 3032 and encodes 915 amino acids. NCBI's taxonomy places the organism in Eukaryota, Metazoa, Arthropoda, Insecta, Lepidoptera, Gelechiidae. The transcript has 7 exons.